Haemorhous mexicanus (house finch) is the source of this 4079-nucleotide messenger RNA. RefSeq names its product WD repeat and coiled-coil-containing protein. Bases 1511 to 3751 code for a protein of 746 amino acids. Gene Ontology annotation, molecular function: kinase binding. The transcript has 4 exons. NCBI's taxonomy places the organism in Eukaryota, Metazoa, Chordata, Aves, Passeriformes, Fringillidae. The record is from RefSeq and is a predicted model, not a curated record.
AAUGUUAAUUUUCCUGAAACUGGUGGCUGCUUAACAGGACUGAGGUUGGUUAUAGAGGAGAGGCCAGGUAGAUGGUGGAGAAGUUGCAUUGGAAGUAUCUUGAGUGCUCUCCUCUGAGGCAGGAUUCAGUGUACUUAAAUUUAUCCCUGACAGACAUUUCCUUAAUUGGCUCGUACAGAUUAUGAAAUUCAUGGAAUGCCUUCCCCUCCUCUCCAAGGUAACCUGCUUCAAUGCUUAGCUAUCACAUAUAGUCAGAAUUUUUCCUUAAUAGCUGACCUAAAUCUUUGUUGAAACUAAGCUGAUUAUUAUCAUGCACUGUCCAGAGUACACCUGGAGACCAGUGGAUGGAUGUCCUGUCACUGGGCUGAUGAAUGUUCUCUAGUUCCCACUCGCAGUCUUCUCCAGGCAGAGAACCCUCUCUCUGUGUUUUCUCUGAUCUCUUAGCUUUGUUGAGCAUUUUUAUCAUCUUGAACUCAGAAGUAGGUUCAGUGGAGGUGCUGUUAGCAAUGAGGAAGUAGGGCAAUUAUCUCCCUUGUGUAUCUCCAUCCCUCUUAAAACAUUCCAGAAUGAAUUAUUCUUACUUGGUUGCAUAUCUCACAUUACUGAAAUAUUCAGUUUGCAAUUCAUUGUAAGCCACAUCCUUUUUUGCUAUACCUCUACCUAGGUAAUUAUUCCUGGAGAGGUAUCCAAGUUGGUGGGGUUUUUUUUUUAACUAAGGAUAUUAUUCUGCACUUGUUAUUAGGUUGAGAAGUUACUUUGGUCAUAGUAACAUAAAUUUCUAUACAAUUUUUAUAUUUGAAAUCCAUUCUUGCAAUCCUCUUCCUUCUAGUUUAGGGUCAUCCACAAAUAAUUAAAACACUGAGUGGUGCCAGGCCCUGCACAUUAUGAUAAACUGUUCCAGUUUGACAGUUUUUAGUCUCAAACAACUUUCUUCUUGUUCUUCAUGUUUCUUACUAAAACUGCAACUCAUUCUGUGCCAUGGCUUUACAUCUGAACCAAAUUUUGUGGAGAUCUGAAAUGAGGAAACCAUCAAUUCCUUUGAACUGGCUUUUGUGCACAGAGUAGGGAUUGCUCACACCUCAAAAACUAGAAGUUAGUGUAAAAUCCUGAAGUUUUCCAAAGUGUUGAUGCCUUGUGUAUGCCUUCUUUUAAAUUAUUUUUUCUUUAAUUUCCUCAGAAAAAUCUGCUUUUACUUGAACUCUCUUCAAAAUUGCAUUUGCUUUCUUAUACAGCUUUCUGGGAUAACCAUGCAAAUGCCUCAUUCUCACAUGCUUAAUACAGGAUCAGAUUUGCAGAUAAUACAUUAAUGCGUGGUUAUACUUGUAAGGGAUGACUUCAUCUGACCACAAGUGCUCCAGGAAGAUGAGAGUCAGCAGCAAUAUUUUGAGAAUUGUUGAUAUUGAAGUAAAUAGAAAAUAUUCUGAGAACAGCAAAUUACUGAUUAGAAUGAAAGGACUGGUCUUGUGGUGAAAACAGAGCAGAAAUCUGACGAUGUUCCACUCUAAAAGCCAUGGAGCUGGGAAAGGCGAAGCUCCUGCGCACUGGCCUCAACGCCUUGCACCAGGCCAUUCACCCCGUGCACGGGCUGGCCUGGACGGACGGCAAGCAGGUGAUCCUGACCGCGCUGCACCUGCACAACGGGGAGCCCACCUUCGGUGACUCCAGCGUGGUCGGUCAGUUUGAGCACGUGCACGGGCUCUACUGGGGCCCGUGUCCCGCCGAGGCCCCGGCCCUGCUGGCCGUGCAGCACAAAAAGCACAUCACCAUCUGGCAGCUCUGCUUCAACGGCACCGACAGGAACAAGCUCCUGGUUUCCCAGGUCUGCGACAUCAGCGAGCCGUAUCCCGUGCUCCCCCAGGGCUGCGUGUGGCAUCCCAGCAAGGAGGUCUUGGCCGUGCUGACCACCCGGGACGCCUCUGUCCUGCCCUCUGUCCACCUCAACAACUCCAGAAUUAACGCUGACAUCAAGGGCAGCGGGCUCAUCCACUGCGCCUGUUGGACCAAGGAAGGCAGCCGUUUGGUUGUGGGGGUAGGCAGUGCCCUCCAUUCUUACAUUUGGGAUGAUGCUCAGAAAACACUCAGCGCUUGUUCUUUUUGCCCAAUCUUUGAUGUGGGAGGCUACAUCUGUGCCGUGGAAGCUACUCAGAAUUUACAAGUUGCUGUUGCCACCGAGCUCCCUCUGGACAAGAUCUGUGGCUUAAACGCUGGUGUUGCCUUCGAAGUUCCAUCUAGUGUUGAAACCGAGUCCUUCCCCUCACAGUCCAGCUUGUGUGGGGAGGAAGAACAUUCUUUGGAUGGAGGGAAGAAGUCACUGGACUCUGAGAAGCCCUUGUCUGUAGUUACAUCUCCUGUGGAUCUUACUCACAUACUUUCUAGCAAGCAGAGUGCUGAUUCCAGCCCUCUCCUUCACCUGAGGCCCAAGGAUUACCUGACGGGAAGUGGCCAGGAUUCCUCACACCUCAUCUUGGUGACUUUUGAAAGAAAGGUUACCUCUACUAAAAAAGUGAGCAUCCCAGGCAUUCUUGUUCCUGAUAUAAUGGCUUUUGACUCCAAAACUCAAACUGUAUCUGUUGCCUCCAAUACUUGUAAUGUUAUUUUAGUCUAUUCACUGACUUCAUCCAAUUUACCCAAUAUUCAACAAAUUCAGCUAGAGAAAAGCGAGAAGCCGAAGGGAUUGUGCUUCUUGACCAAUAAAUUGUUACUGAUACUGGUUGGAAGACAGAAAUUCUCUGACCCUGCUUUUCUUCCAUCUUCAAGAUCAGACAAAUACAUGAUCCGAUUGAUGAUUAAAGAACUGAUACUUGAAAUGUGUCCUUCAAAGUCUGUGUCAGCUGAUGGCAGCUCCAGUUUGAACCUUUCCAGUGUUACUCAUGAUCCCUCUAGGGAUGCCCACCCUCUCAGCCGUGGGCUCCUGAUACCAGAUCACUCUGCCCUUCAGUCCCCCACAAGCCGAAGGAAACUCAUUGAAGAAAUCAAGAGUCCUGCUUAUGAACAAAACUUGGUGUUGAACAUCAGCGACUUCAAAGAGAAAAAGAUUUCCAUGAAUUUUCCUCCAGCUGUCGAGACUCUAGAUGCUGAACCAGUUAAUCGGAGUGUGGCACUGUCUAAUGCUUCAAACAGGCCAACGUCCCCAAAAAGGCAGCAUGACUCAGCUUCCAAAAUACCCAAUUCUUACAAGAAUAACCUGUUCAGUGAGAAGGAGGCGAGUUACUUUUUGAAAAAUGUGGAAAAAUUGUCUGGCAACUUCGCAGAAUUGCAGCACCAUCUUUCUGAAUUAACUGAGCUGCUAAAAUCUGGGAAGAGAAAUCUUCCAGAUUACCCUUCUUCUCAGGAACCAUCAUUUAUUAAAAUCACCUGCCAGAAGCAGCUUUCCAAAAGUGAUGCAGAUGAAAGUCGGGCUGUUCUUCUCUGUGGUGGUAAACUCCGCCUAAACAUCGUCCAGCAGAUAUUCAACCUCUCCCUUGUAGAAAUGCAGCACGGUUCCUCUUGGAUCAUCCUCACAGCAGACAGCGAGGGCUUCAUCCCGUUAAUGUUUACAUCCACACAGGAGAUCCUCAUCAGAGAUGCCACUGCAAAAGGCUACAGUGCCCGCUCCUCCAAAACUCUGGACAUCAUCAGUUCCACAGAGGGGUGUAGAUCCACUUCUUCCGAAAGCCUGGACAUCACCAGUUCUCUGGAAGUCCUGAGGGACUGCUCCUCCAAGACCUUGGACAGCAUCAGCCCUUCAGAACAGCCCAGCAAUAAAAUGUAGUUUUUGACAGUGGUUUUGCAAUGUCUCUCUGAUGAUAGGAGGCUUUUAUGUUUACUGUAUGGGACUGCAAAUUAUUAACAACAGUCUCAAAUGUCUGUACAAUUUCUAUAAUUUUUGUUGCAUUGUAAAUUAUUUAUUCGGUCCUUGGAAAUGUUAACUUUUUUUUUAUACUGAGCAGUGUUUUUUAACUAUGCCUCUUGCAGUACAUAUGAGGUUGAAAAUGUGCAUUCUUACAAGUUUCUGAGCUCAAGUUUCCAUCUUGGUCUUUAAUACAUUGGUGGUUUUAGAUAAUAGUAAACUUGGAUAAUAAAGAAAUCUUUGAAAAUGC